This is a messenger RNA of Nannizzia gypsea CBS 118893, 417 nucleotides long. RefSeq lists its product as hypothetical. NCBI's taxonomy places the organism in Eukaryota, Fungi, Ascomycota, Eurotiomycetes, Onygenales, Arthrodermataceae. The coding region runs from base 1 to 417 and encodes 138 amino acids. The record is from RefSeq and is a predicted model, not a curated record. The transcript has 2 exons.
AUGUCCAACGUCCACCACCCAGCUGGAGAAUUCAAACCAUCAAGACCUCACGACGAACAUCUGGAUGGCCCAAAGCAUAAACCCGGCGUCAAGGCAUCACCAGCAGACCAUGUACCAGAGUCCCACCCCCAGCCAGUCGCAGUAGGCACUGCUCCGCGUGGAAAUUUAUACCAACCCAAGCCGUCGGCGGAGGACAUUGGUGGCAAUGAAGAAGGCGUUCCCGCCAGCUCGACUUUGAUGGGAGCUACAUCUGCGGACGUGAAUAAGGGAAUGGGAAAGCCGAUGCAGGGUCAGACACAGACCGAAAUUAGACACGAAGGCGAACAUCAUCGGAAGAAUCCAGGCUCUGGGCUGGAAGGAGUGGGUGCAAACACUGCCAGAACCGAGACGGAGAUGAAUAGGUUGCAGAGGGAGUAA